Molecule: messenger RNA, 2323 nt
Organism: Arvicanthis niloticus (Nile rat)
Lineage: Eukaryota; Metazoa; Chordata; Mammalia; Rodentia; Muridae
Gene: C12H21orf140
Product: chromosome 12 C21orf140 homolog
Source: RefSeq, a predicted model, not a curated record
CCCCAGAUGGGAAAAUGUGAACCACUCAGGGGGCCCCAUGGCUCGCUUUACAAACUGUCUUCUGAAAAACAUCUUUAUCAGAAGUCAGUUUGACAGUGCCAAGAGGAGGCAGUGCCUUCAGUAUCUCAAAGCUCUGAGAUCGCUGCAACACAACGGAUACAAGACCGUGUAUUUUGGGGAAACUGAGAUCCUGGAAACUCUUGUCACUGGGGACGACUCUGGUGAUAGCUAUUACAACCACACACCAUCCUGGUGUAUUCUACACGCUGGAGGCAGUCAGGGAUGGGUGCCUUGGAAAUACCGCAUGUUCUUGAGGGAUGACCUGUGCAUCAAGCAGGGAGACAACCUGUUCUUUGAGUUCUGUGACAUCGUGAAGAAGGCCUAUGGAAAGUGUGUCAUUGUGGUCAAAGGGAGGAAGCAGCAAGAUGAGAUGAAGCCAAAGACAGACAAGGAAGGGGAAGCCCAGGCCUAUGUUCCAACCAGCAUUAAUUUAACAAGCAUUGCGUGCUCUCCGGGAGUGGCCAAGUCCUAUGGCCACGAACUAAUAUCUCUGCCUCCUCCCUAUAAUUAUCUGAACCCCUUAGACUCAGCCUGGUCUUCUGUGAAAUGGUUUAUCAUAAACAACCGGAAAGAGUUUUGUCUGCAGUCUGUUGACAACGUCUACACUUACCGAUACAUACUCUUCGGUGACUUGAUAAGCAAAGGGAUUGAAAAGGUUAACCUGACCAAGUGGAAGGCCAUAACCAACAAGGUGCGCAGGUGGGAGAACUAUUAUCUUGGGAAGUUUUCUUAAGGGCAUCUCUUCCACAAAGCACUGAGCUGUGUGGUUUUUGCUGCUAACUGUGGAGGCUGAUUCUGACUCACUGUCACCAGAGACACUCUAGGGGUGACCUCGAGGGAUCACUGCCUCAACUGGGAGGUUCCUGAGGGUUAUCAGCAAAGUCCUGGGGUUGACAGAGGCUCCAUUAAAGUCUGUUGAUAAGUACGGGGUCUCAACUCUCAUCUUGUGAUGGCUACCUCAAGGACCAUGUUUCUGGGAGGAUUGGGAAGACUCUAGUCCGGUGGAGAGUACUGCCAAGCAGGAUUAAAGGAUGUGUGGCCAAAACUUAGGUCUAAGAAGAAAAGAGAACAGAGUGUAUAGUUAUUAAAAAAAAUAAUAAACACCCUGAAUUAAAUACUAAGCUAAUAAACUUCAGACUAAAUAAUCCACAAGAUUAUUGUGGAUUACUGCCAUGAGCAAGAGACAUGUGCAUACAGUGGUCAAGUCGGUGCUAUUCCUAUGUGAGGUGGUGGCCAUAUGUUCAAGGCAAAAGGGUGGGCCACAGAAGAGAACCACAUGAAGAGAUAUCAAAGGUUCAAGGGGUCUUAAGUAAAGUGGGGGGGCUCUGUGGAACCCACAUAUCCAACCUGCAAGAAUCCAGGAGGGUCCAAGACUGCCAUGGUGUUUAUCUCAGGCCUCUGAGCUGAGCCUCCUGCAGUUGGUACAGUACCCUGCUCAAGCCCAGGGUGCCUGCUGUGGACACUUGCAUGUCUGUUACAGGAAAAGCCUGACCCCUGUAAAACCUACCAUAAAGCUCCUGCUUCCUUCUCUAUGUUCAAGUGAUAACUUCACAACAGAAGUAGUUACUCUGGGGUGCAUAAAAUAAUGACCUAUGUGGAAAAAUAUGGACAACCAUGAGGCCGGAGCAGAAAGGGCAUGAGAACUCUGUUUGGCUUUCAGUUUUGUUGGACCUGAAAAAAAAAUAGCUCUAAAGACAAGUCUAUUAAAGAACUAGCUUGUGAAGAUGUCCACCAGCUCCUGACGGAUUUAACUGUGGAUGAAGUUGUGAAGCCAGGCCGCUGGCAAAUGCAGAAUGCUUCAUAUUUCAAUCUUCUCCUCCUCUCUGGAACCUUCCUGUGUUAUUCAGCAAGAGGCUGUGGGAUGAUCAGAGGUCCUGAAGCCUCACAGACCUGACCAGCUCCAGACUCCUUCCAUAGCUGGAGCCACGAGCAAGCUCUCAUAAAAAAGCUGGUCCCUGUCACCAGGUCAGGAGAAAGCCUGACCCACCUUGACCAUCAGCUUAGUUCUGGCAGUAGAGUGGGCUUCCCGUAAGUUGUGACUGAACACCUAUCUCUGUACCCGGGAGCUUGGCACCGAUCCUGGCGCUGAGUAAAGCCCUGGAAUCCCAUCAUAAUGAAGCCAUGGUGAGAGACAGCACCAGGAAGGCUCGGCACACCGAAGUCCUGAGAAACCAGUUGUUGAACAUCUGUCUCCCUCCAAGGAACUUGAGCAUAGCCAGGGCUCUGUGGUCUCUGAAAUACAUCACGUGAAUCUCUGCCUCCU